Molecule: messenger RNA, 668 nt
Organism: Triticum aestivum (bread wheat)
Lineage: Eukaryota; Viridiplantae; Streptophyta; Magnoliopsida; Poales; Poaceae
Product: flowering-promoting factor 1-like protein 5
Exons: 1
Coding region: 85-390 (101 amino acids)
Biological process (GO): regulation of flower development
Source: RefSeq, a predicted model, not a curated record
AGCAGCAAACAGCGCAAGUGCGCAACACUAGUAAAGAUCGAUCGAUCCACCGAGUAGUAAGGAAGACUAAGAGGAAGAAGAAAGAUGGCGGCGGGGGGCGUGUGGGUGUUCAAGAAUGGGGUGAUGGAGCUGGAGCAGGAGGCCACGAGCAGGAAGUCGCUGGUGUACGUGCCGGCGAACGAGACGAUGCGGUCGCUGGAGGCGCUGGAGCGGCGGCUGGGGUCGCUGGGGUGGGAGCGCUACUACGAGGACCGCGCCAUCGUGCAGCUCCACAAGCGCGGCGGCGUCGACCUCAUCUCCCUUCCCAGGGACUUCUCUAGGCUCCGCUCCACCCACAUGUACGACGUCGUCGUCAAGAACCGCGACCACUUCAAGGUCGUCGACCUCUAGACAUGCAUAUGCGCGCCUAAACUUCCCCAACUCAACUAGGUAUAUAUCCAUACAUACAUAUUAUUACCUCCGUCUCAAAAUAUAAGACGUUAGAGGCGGGGGUAGUACAAAUAAACGCGGUGUGUGUUGACGUGUUUGUGUGAUGUAACUGUGUACACGUACCUACGGUUCGUGGAGAUAUAUACUAUGUCUAUAUGAUUGUAAGAAUAUGAAAAUAUAGCUUUCAAAAAGUAUGAUGUAUCUAGCUUCCUUUUCCGUGGAAUAAAAUGAAUGAAAGA